CCGCCAGCAGUCAGUCUGACCGUAGAAGAAGAACCGCGUUCACGUGACAGCUUUGUUUACGUGGUGACGUGUACCGGAAGACACGUUAACUUGACAACGGCUUGAGCGGAUUCUGUGGAGGACAGGUGUUGGCAGUGCAUUGAUACAUUUCUGUUCAUUAAACAAGUAAAGGCGUCAUUUUCGCGCAUUUUUCGUUCUUCUUUCUCAAAGUCGUAAACAGAUGCGGAAGAGCAGCGACAUUUUACGUAGCUUGGAUUAGCUGUGAAGUGGCCCUGCUGUGGACAGGCUUUUCAUGAAGCUGCCAUUUGUUUCCUGGAGCCAUGGCCAGUCCAAAUGAUCUACGAUUUCAAGAGUUUGAGGAGGCGGCAGACCUGUUGUCUGCAGACCCCGGGGCCUCCACGGUCAGCAUGUCUGCAUCAGCCCCCCCCACCUCAGCAGCUGGAUCUGCAGCAGCCGGGGAGGACGUGAAGUUAGACCUGUCUGACGACGAGCAGGGCCAGGAGGAGCAGUCGGAGCUUUUAGGCGGACAGAAACCGAGCGGCGGCGGCUUCUGGACCUUUGAGUACUACCAGUCUUUUUUCAACGUGGACACGGUGCAGGUCCUGGAUAGACUCAAGGGCUCAGUGAUGCCACUUCCUGGAAGAAACUUCAUUAAACACUACCUUAGAAAUAACCCGGAUCUUUAUGGUCCGUUCUGGAUUUGUGUGACUCUGGUGUUCUCAGUGGCCAUCAGUGGGAACCUGUCCACCUUCUUCCACGACAUGGGAAACCCCUCCUACCGUUACAGGCCGCAGUUCCACAGAGUGACCAUAGCAGCCGUGGUCAUCUUCAUGUACGCCUGGCUGGUCCCGGUGGCCCUGUGGGGUUUCCUGACCUGGAGACAAGGGGCUGAGAGGCAGAUCGGGGGUUACUCUUUCCUGGAGACUGUGUGCGUCUACGGCUACUCCCUCUUCAUCUACAUCCCCACAUCAAUUUUGUGGAUCAUACCGUACGAGUGGCUGCAGUGGACGCUGGUCCUCGUUGCCAUGGCGAUCUCUGGCUCCGUCCUGGUCCUGACCUUUUGGCCCGUGGUCCGCGACGACACCAGGGUUAUGGCGGUGGCUACCGUGGCAACCAUCGUGGCUCUGCACACGCUGCUGGCUAUCGGCUGCAAGCUCUACUUCUUUCAGUCGGCCGUCCACACAGAGCCACCGGCCCCCACCAGCCCCCCGGUCCACACCACUCUGGUCGCCAAGCCUCACUGACCAAAGCCUGGCGGCCAGCGGUGUCCAGCAUCCCUCUGUGUGGUCGUCACAUCAAGAGCUGCUCCCCGUUAGAUCCACUGUGGGGUUGUUUGGGAAUGGAAGCGUUCAAACGGCCUGGCACAGCCUCUGUAAAACUUAUUCCACUCCUGCUACCAAAAAUAAGACGAUUCAAAUCCUCGAUACGGGAGAAAAGGUGGGACUCCUGAAUCAGCCAGAGCAAGAGACCACCAGUCCCACCGUCUGUAGCAGCAACACGCUGUAGAAUCAUGAAGUGGAAAUCCUCAUUGGUGGUGGAAGAAAUCUUUACUUUCUGCAAACUUUUACCACGAAUUGUAUUAACUUCAGAACCUGAAAUGUUAGAUCGCUGCAUAACCAGUUAAUUUACUUCUUGAACUUGCUCGAGAAAGGUCAUUUGUUGAAAAAAAAGGAAGCUUUUCCAGACUGUGAAGUAUUCAUUCUCCAUCUGUAAACUGAAAAGGGCAAUCAUACUGAUGAAAGGCCUCAAAUGAUCACAAUGAUUCAGGAGGAGAGACGGUUUAAAUUAAGGACAAUAUUUAUGUCUGCAGAAUUAUUUAUUCCUUACUGUGAUGCUGCUGAGGGUUUGUGGUAAUAAACUUAAUAUGUUUACUCUUUAUUUGUGGCCUGUCAUUACUUCUGCUCUUCCGUUUGUUCAGCCCAUGUCCCUGUUCUC
This is a messenger RNA of Menidia menidia (Atlantic silverside), 1935 nucleotides long. The record is from the annotation of a GenBank genome assembly. NCBI's taxonomy places the organism in Eukaryota, Metazoa, Chordata, Actinopteri, Atheriniformes, Atherinopsidae.